UUCAUUGUCCAUAUACUCUCAAAACGAUGGAUGGUUGAGGUGGUAUUUCAUUCCUCAAUUGUAGCCGCCGCCUCCACCUCCACCUCCACCUCCUCCGUCUAAAUCACCUAAUCCCGUCUCCGAUCAAUUGGUAACUGUUUCCUUUUGCAACUUUUCUCCUCACCAAUUUUUAGAGUCCUUUGCAAUUUGCAGUUUGGCUCAUGGAGCUAGAACCAUCCUGGGGGGAUCAUGAUUGUGGAUGCUUGACGACCAGUACAGAAGACAAUACAAGUGAACCCGAUGUGUUUGACCCUUUGUUAAAAAUAACUUAUAUCAAUGAUGAAGAACAAGAUGGUGUCUGUAUUAACUCCAUUCUCCCAGACGACAUUUUAGAGCGAGUUCUUAGACAUCUCCCAGUUUCAACUAUUAUUAAAGCGGGUUGUGUAUGUAAAAAAUGGAACGAUAUGUUGCAGUCUGCAAGAUUUAUACAGAAUCUUCCAAGCACUUCAACUCAAAACCCUUGGUACUUCAUGUUUACCAGCGACAAUGAUCCGCACGGGCAUGUUUAUGACCCCAUGCUUUUGAAGUGGUACAAAUUUGAAAUCCCUUAUGUUGAGAUGCCUAGUUGGAACAUCGUUUCAUCUUCUGGUUUAGUGUGCUUUAUGGAUAACGACUCGAGGAGAAAACUAUAUGUUUGUAAUCCAAUCACGAAACAUUGUCGAAAGCUUGCAGAACCUCAAGGUCCAGAAGUUUCUGAUUACUGUGCCCUUGCAAUCUCAUUGGAUAAAUCAUCAAAGAAUUAUACAGUGACAAUCGUGAGAUCUAAACAAGCUCCUGGAGAACCGGUAGAUUGGGAUCUCGCAAUUGAUGUUUAUAGUUCCGAAAAGAAAACAUGGGAAUGUCCUGUUGAUGUUAAUUUACAUGCUUGGAGAGGUGGAGUGGAUAGUGUGAUUUGUGAUGGGAUUCUUUAUUUUGUGGUUUAUUUAACAAGGACAACAAUGGGUGUUAUACGUCCUCGCAAUGGUGUGCUGGCUUAUGAUCUUGCUUCCGGGUGUUUUAACGUUGACGUGAAUGAGUGUGUGAUUUCAGCACCUUGUCAUGUAACAUGCAUGCGGUUGAUUAACUUUGAAGAGGCGCUUGUUAUGGUGGGAGGGAUUGAGAAACGGUCUGGCGUAAUUAAGGGUAUUGGUAUUUGGAUUCUGAAAGGAAGGGAAUGGGAAGAGGUUUCUCGUAUGCCAAACAAAUUCUUCCAAGGAUUUGGGGAGUUUGACGAUGUGUUUGCCAGUAGUGGUUUGGGCAAUCUAAUAUACAUUCAGGGUUAUGGAUCAACUGCUCUUCUAAUGUUUGACAUGAAUUCAAAAGAAUGGAGGUGGUCACACAAAUGCCCUGCCACCAAGAAGUUUCCUCUCCAGUUGUUUUCUGGAAUUUGUUUUGAACCCCGCUUUGAUAUUUCUCCGUGAUUUGGGCAUAUGCUAAAUUUCUGCAGUGUUCUAUUCCAUCAAUAUGCAAAAGUUUAUCAUCCACUAACAAGCAGGCGGUAUAACCUUCAUUUAUUCUCCAUGGUGAGUGCAGGCAGUUUUCUUGCGAUGGUACAUCCCUUAUUCAGCUUAUGCUUGUUUCCUGUUUUCUAGUUAUAUAGGCAAGUGUGUUCUCGGCUUUUGCCUCAUUGUCUUCUCUUUCUUCAGUAAGACAUAAAAUACUUUCUGGAAUCAAAUUUUGAAUGAUUAGAAUGUUGAUUCAAUUAUCCUAAUGUAAAUUCCAGAUGAAAAUCUGGAAUACUUAGAGGUCAUUUUCCUCCAUGCAUUUC
This is a messenger RNA of Spinacia oleracea (spinach), 1786 nucleotides long. RefSeq names its product F-box/kelch-repeat protein At3g61590. The record is from RefSeq and is a predicted model, not a curated record. Lineage: Eukaryota; Viridiplantae; Streptophyta; Magnoliopsida; Caryophyllales; Amaranthaceae. The transcript has 2 exons. Gene Ontology annotation, molecular function: protein binding. Bases 201 to 1439 code for a protein of 412 amino acids.